Andrographis paniculata is the source of this 1509-nucleotide messenger RNA. Its product is annotated as thiamine-repressible mitochondrial transport protein THI74-like. Lineage: Eukaryota; Viridiplantae; Streptophyta; Magnoliopsida; Lamiales; Acanthaceae. The transcript is spliced from 8 exons. Gene Ontology annotation, biological process: regulation of peptide transport. The record is from RefSeq and is a predicted model, not a curated record. Gene Ontology annotation, cellular component: membrane. The coding region runs from base 217 to 1395 and encodes 392 amino acids.
AACAUUCAACUCAAGCGAUACUUUCACAUUUCUUGGAAAUGCAACUUGCGCAAAAAACAAUCAACUUUCGAUGGAAACGAGCCAAAAUUCAACGCCCCUUCCAGAACGUCGAUCGGGUGUUGAAUAAUAUUCUUUCUUAUCGCAGGCCUCUAAUCCUUUCUUUCUUCUUCUAAAAAAAAAAUCUUGUUCUUGGCUGGAUUUUGAUCGAUUUCUUGGAUGAUGGGUUGGAGGUACAGAGCAGGGCUGGGGAUGAUCGGGGCUUUUGUCUUGAUAUGGGUCACAGCUGCAGAGGUCACACAGAAAAUUUUCACGGAAUACAGGCAGCCUUUUGCUCUUACAUAUUUGUGGAUAUCUCUAAUGGUAGUUUAUAUCCCGAUAGCAUUUUGUAGAGAUUUGUUGUAUAAGCUUUGGGACAGUAGUUGGAUUAAAAGGAUUCAUGGUAGCAAUGGUGUAGUUUCAUGGCCAUUAGGCCGGCUAGAUUUUCGCCGGAAAGUCGCCGGGGCCGGGGAGGAUCCGGAAGUGGCACUCAAGAACUAUUUUAUGACAGAUGUAAGUUUAAGUGAAACCGAAGCCGGGGUGCCAUUGUUGAGCCCCGGAGACGAGUUCAUGAUUGUUGAAGAUGAAUGUCGGGACAGCACAUCCGAAGUGAUCAAAUGUAGCCUUUAUCUUGCCCCGAUAUGGUUUAUCACCGAGUAUUUAUCGAACUCUGCUCUGGCAUACACGAGCGUGGCGAGCACGACUGUCCUGACUUCAACUUCGGGGCUGUUCACGCUGAUUUUCGGAGCCCUAAUCGGACGGGAGACGGUGAAUGCUGCAAAGAUCGCAGCUGUUUUGAUCAGCAUGGCCGGCGUAGCAUUGACUACCGUUGGAAAAACAUGGGCUCCCGAUGAAGUUCUUAGCGCCUCCGAGACGAGAAGCCAUUCCAUCAUCGGAGACGUCUUUGGGCUGCUUUCUGCCGUAUUUUACGGCUUAUUCACAGUUCUUCUCAAACGAUCGGCCGGAUCAGAAGGAGACAAGGUCGACGUGCAGAAGUUUUUCGGAUAUAUUGGACUCUUUACAUUACUCGGUCUCUGGUGGCUCGCAUGGCCUCUAAAUGCCGUCGGGAUUGAGCCUUCAUUCAAGCUUCCAAGUUCAUCGUCUGUUACCGAAGUUGUUCUGCUCAAUGGCUUCGUUGGAAGCGUUCUUUCGGAUUACGUCUGGGCGAUGUCCGUCGUAUGGACAACUCCGUUGGUCGCUACGCUCGGGAUGUCGCUAACGAUCCCCCUAGCAAUGGUCGCAGACAUGUUCGUCCACGGUCGUCAUUACUCCGCAAUUUACAUCCUCGGCUGCGUUCAGGUCUUUGCAGGAUUCAUUCUUGCCAAUCUCUCCGACAGGUUUUCUCGCAAGAACAGAUGAAGAUUCGUCGAAUUUUACGCGUAGGUAGUUUUGUAUCGAACCGUAUAUUGUAUAAUAUGCUCUACAUUGUUUGGGAUUUAAGUUCGAUAAUCGAUAACCAUUAUUUGAACCAAA